AUGGAUGGCGAGAUGUCCGACUCUCCAGCUCCCUCGUCGCCUCCUAGCCUUCCGCAGGUGAUAUCAACGCCUUGCCCCACACCUCUCUUCUCCGCUUUCUCGCGACUGGCCCAGGCAAGGACGGUGGCCAAGCAGCUCGAGGAGGCUGCAAGUGCGGUGUUGCCAGCCAAUCCGACCAUUCAGGAUUUGCCCAAGAUCGCCUGCAAAAAUCGUCUUUUCGUCCAGGAAGAUUUGCUGGCCCGAAAGGGAGCGAAAGGCAGGAAGAGCUGGAUCAGGUCCCAUGGGACAUUCCUCGUCGAAUUGAACCACCAGGAUCAGCCAAUAGGCCAUGUCUGGUGCUGCCAUCGGUGUGACCUGAAGGGCGAAGCUGAGUUCUUCUCAGUGCAGGCUACAUCCUCGGCGGCGGAUCAUCUUCGAAAAACCCAUCGGAUCACGCCAGCGAGCCAGUCGAACGAAUCGAGCCCGAGCCAUGACAGCGGCAUCGAUCUCCAUCCAGCCGUGACGCCAAAACGGCGUCGGCUCGAACAAGGCGUCAUCCCGAAGGCGAAGGUCAGAGCGAUACAAGAGCUGAGCGUUGGCUUUGUAGUAGAUAGCGACGUGCCAUUUACUAUCUUCGAGCACAGCUUCCUUCGAAGGCUGUUUAACCAGUUCGACCAUGAGCUUGUGCUGCAGAUACCGUGGAGCGGCAGUUCCAUCGCCCGAGAGCUGCAGCGCCUCUUCGAUACGAAACGGGAUGUCAUCAAGGCAGAGUUGCGCGAUGCAUUGACGACGAUACACGUCAGCUUCGACCUGUGGACAUCACCGAAUCGGUUUGCGAUUAUGGCUGUGUUCGCACACUUUAUCGACCGAGGGGCACGCCAACAGUCGCGGCUGCUUGCGCUCCGACGCCAAUUUGGCACCCAUAGCGGAGAGAACCUUGCUGCGUCCCUUGUCGGCAUCGCCCAGGACUGGGAGAUCGGGGGGCGAGUCGGCUGUGUUGUGUCUGACAACCUAGCCGCAAAUGAUCAUUGCCUCCAGUACAUGUACAAGCAGCUGGACUCAUCGAUGAGACCCGCUGACAUCAAGGCACGCCGGAUGCGCUGUUACGGACACAUUCUCAAUCUUGUUGCGCGUGCCUUCCUCUUUGGCAAAGAUGCAGAGUCCUUCGAACUCGAAUCCGAGAUCAAUUGCAUGCGUGGUCUUGCAGAGCAGGACCUCAGACACUGGCGCGCGAAGGGACCCAUCGGGAAGCUUCAUAAUAUUGUCAAGUUUAUCCGGUCGUCGCCACAGCGAAGCGAACACUUUAAGCGCAUUGCCCAGGAGGAGGAAUAUGAAGAAUAUCGGCUUUGUGAAGAGUCCACUGCAGAGCUGGAGGUCAUCCUGAACAAUGAGACCCGGUGGAACUCCACAUACAUGAUGAUCGAGAGGGCUUUGAGGAAGCGGACAGACAUCCAGGCCUUCAUCUUUGCUCUUGAAGGCGAACAAGAUGCGGCAAAACACAUCCCGGCGGCUGACGUAUUAUCGAAUGAGGAUUGGCGCGUCCUUGGUGAAGUCAACGCGAUUCUCAAGCCGAUAUACCUUCAGACAAUGCGGACUCAAGGCUGGGGCAAAGCUGACGGCCAUGGGCGCCUGUGGGAGGUGUUGGUGGGGAUGGAGUACCUGUUGGAACACUUUGAAGACUGGAAGGCGUUUUAUGGGGAGGAGGUCGACCAAACCGUGCGCGGCGUCUCCCUGCUCGCUUUGAUGAUGACGAGGUAUACGUAA
This is a messenger RNA of Purpureocillium lilacinum, 1743 nucleotides long. Lineage: Eukaryota; Fungi; Ascomycota; Sordariomycetes; Hypocreales; Ophiocordycipitaceae. The record is from RefSeq and is a predicted model, not a curated record.